AGCGAGUGCAUUUUCACGAGGCUACUAGCUUACAUGGCCAAAGUCCGUGACAUCUGGAUUCUUGCAAGGAUUGGAUUAGGUUGCUGAUAUCCCAUAUCAAGCUUCAAACUUCAAACAUGUCGUGCAUCAACAGUUGUCGCUUUAGCUCCAUCAUACCAUCUACCAAUGUUCCUUCUUCUACGCCCAGAACAUCAUCAAGUUUCAAUUUUUCCUCCAGAUCAAGACACCCAAUUACUUGUUCCAUUGGAGGAGCAGUUGCUGAACCAAAUGCAGUUGCCGCCGAACCACUUUUGCUUAACGCAGUUCGAGGGAAAGAUGUUGAAAGACCACCAGUUUGGCUCAUGAGGCAAGCAGGGAGGUACAUGAAGAGUUACCAAAUCAUCUAUGAGAAAUAUCCUUCAUUUCGUGUAAGAUCUGAAAAUGUUGAUCUUGUUGUGGAAAUUUCAUUGCAACCAUGGAAAGUUUUCAAGCCUGAUGGGGUGAUUUUAUUCUCAGACAUUCUUACCCCACUUUCUGGAAUGAAUAUACCUUUUGAUAUUGUGAAGGGUAAGGGUCCUAUCAUAUUUGAUCCUAUUCGUACAGCUGCCCAGGUGGAUGAAGUGAGGGAGUUUGUUCCUGAAGAUUCAGUUCCAUAUGUUGGUGAAGCACUGACAAUUUUGAGGAAAGAGGUGGAUAAUAAAGCUGCAGUCCUUGGAUUUGUCGGGGCUCCAUUUACCCUGGCAUCAUAUGUGGUUGAAGGUUGUUCAUCAAAACACUUCUCAAAAAUAAAAGGAUUGGCUUUCUCUGAACCCAAGGUCCUCCACUCUUUACUACAGAAAUUUACAACGUCAAUGGCAAGAUACAUUCAAUACCAAGCUGACAAAGGAGCUCAAGCUGUUCAGAUAUUUGACUCAUGGGCAACAGAGCUUAGUCCAGUGGAUUUUGAAGAAUUCAGUUUGCCUUACUUGAAGCAGAUUGUAGAUAUUGUGAAGAAAACACAUCCACAACUCCCUUUAAUCUUGUAUGCAAGUGGUGCUGGUGGAUUGCUUGAGAGGCUACCUUCAACAGGUGUGGAUGUAUUUAGCUUGGAUUGGAUGGUUGAUAUGGCUGAUGGAAGGAAGCGGUUGGGACCAAAUGCAGUAGUCCAGGGUAAUGUGGAUCCUGGUGUCCUUUUUGGUUCAAAACAGUUCAUCACUGAUAGAAUAAACGAUACUGUGAGAAAAGCAGGCAGGGGAAAACAUAUCUUGAAUCUUGGUCAUGGCAUUGUAGUAGGAACACCAGAGGAGAAUGUUGCUCAUUUUUUUGAGGUUGCUAAAGGAAUCAGAUACUAAGUGUAGGUGAACAUUUUCAAGCUUGAUUUUAUCUUUAUUUUGCUAGAUUGAGUUUAGUUAAAAUUGAAUUUGAA
Messenger RNA from Gastrolobium bilobum, 1384 nucleotides. Its product is annotated as uroporphyrinogen decarboxylase-like. The transcript is spliced from 6 exons. Bases 117 to 1310 code for a protein of 397 amino acids. Gene Ontology annotation, biological process: porphyrin-containing compound biosynthetic process. NCBI's taxonomy places the organism in Eukaryota, Viridiplantae, Streptophyta, Magnoliopsida, Fabales, Fabaceae. The record is from RefSeq and is a predicted model, not a curated record. Gene Ontology annotation, molecular function: uroporphyrinogen decarboxylase activity.